GUACUUGUGCCAUCUCUUGGAUCAUAAACUAACUUACAAACUCAAUGCUUUUAUAAGACGUUAAUUUUUGUCUCUAUUUUCCAAUUUGAUCAAAGUUAAUUCAAAUAAACCAAUUUUACAUGAUUUUUUAUCCAAACUGUGUUUAAAUGAUCUAUGCUGCCUUUGUUAUCAUCAAUUUAGUUAUAUUUUUCAUUGCUUUUGAGGUUUAAGCAGAGCAAGGAGAUAGCCCUGUUAUUGUAACACUACUUUUUAUAUUUAUAUUUGGAGCUGACAAUUAUAUCUUUGAAUGGUCGAUCACAAUGCUAAGUUGAUUUUUGUUUCAUCUGUUCUGUGAUCAAAAAGAUUUACCAAAAUUCUUUGCCCAAUCCUUUUAUUCCGUCAAACUGGACUUGACUUUUCAUUUUGCCGACUUAAACGCAAACAUUAUGAUUAUGGGUAAUUCCUGAUUUGCGCAUUAACAUUACAUCUUUUGUAAACUCUUGCUACUUUAUAUAUUCAUUUAUACUCAUAAUAAUAGGUUAUAGUCUUCGAUAAACUAAGUGUCUCAAAUGGUUUAGGUGAAGGGAAUCGGGUAAAACUGCGCACUUUUAACCACCUUUUAGGAGGAGUUUUGGUUUUUACGGUAAAAAGAUGAAAAGCAAAGGGAAGAAUCAACUUUAGUUUCUUGGUUUAUAGUAAACUUGACUUUAACCUACCGUCUAUAGUGAUAGAUACAUCGGUAAAUUACUUUACUCUUCAUGUUGGUUAAGAUUCUUUUGUCUUUUUGUGAUUCUCUUUGAUAAUUUACUCUAAGUGUGAACCCUUUUGUAACAUUCAUCAACAUGACCAUACCAAAAUUCAAUUCCUUUUCAAUUCGGAGUUUACUUAAUGAGAUUGACAGUGACAAUGAAAGUGAAUCAACACCCUUUUCACCCAAUUUGGAUAAGACCUCAGUCAUUACCAACAGUGAACCCAAUGGGAUUGAAAGUGUAACAAAGUGUUCAACUUCGGAUGUAAAUAGUGAUCUGGACAACAUUGUUAAUAUGAAGAGUUGCCAUUCAUCAAAUUCAUCAAAAAGUGUAACUUCGUCUAAACCUGAAGUAAACUCUAAUAGUGAAAGUAACUCUGCCAAUAAACCCAAAUACAGUUACAAUGCAUUGAUAAUUAUGGCCAUUCAAAAUAGUCCAGAGAAAAAGUUGACCUUAAGUGGCAUUUACGAUUAUAUCACUGAAAACUUUCCUUAUUAUAGAAGCAACAAGCAGGGUUGGCAGAACUCGAUUCGUCACAAUCUGUCUCUUAAUAAGUGUUUCAUUAAAGUUCCCAGGAAUUAUGAUGAUCCUGGUAAAGGCAAUUAUUGGAUGUUGGAUCCAAAUGAAUCUGAUGAAGUGUUCAUUGGAACUUCUUCCGGCAAGUUGAGGAGGAAAAACAGUUCAAGAGCGAAACUCGCUCAAUCCUUUAGAAGGUCAAUCUUACAAAAUUAUGGUUCUUAUGGGUCACUGAAUCGGUUUCAAUUGUCAUCACUUUCACCUUACAGACCAACAUUCACCAAUCCAUUUGCCAACUGUGGUCAACCCAUGAAUGCAUUUUACUUCCAGUCAUGUUUAUUUUCACCCAAAUAUUGUAACAAUGACAAACAACAUUAACGUGUAAUUUCAUUUCAUGUAAAAUAACCAUUCUGUUCAAAAUUCAAUAAUAAAUGUAUUAUAAUACACAAUGUAA
This is a messenger RNA of Tetranychus urticae (two-spotted spider mite), 1698 nucleotides long. Lineage: Eukaryota; Metazoa; Arthropoda; Arachnida; Trombidiformes; Tetranychidae. The record is from RefSeq and is a predicted model, not a curated record.